Paramuricea clavata is the source of this 6924-nucleotide messenger RNA. Lineage: Eukaryota; Metazoa; Cnidaria; Anthozoa; Malacalcyonacea; Plexauridae. The record is from the annotation of a GenBank genome assembly.
AUCAAUUACGCUUGUUUUGAAGGUAAAAAUCCUUUAUUUUUCAUACAAUUUUUCUGAAGCAAAAAGUCCACCACAUCUCCACUGCCGCAAAAAUUUUAUUUUUGGCGCGAAAUUUCAUGCUAACUAACGACGCAUUGGAUUGGCUGAAAAACGAAUUGAUUGUUUUGCUGACCAAUCAUAAGCUUUGAUAUAAACUGAGUGUUAUGUUUUGGUGGACAGGUCGAGAGAUAAUUCAAAAGAGUGUAAAAUUGAAUAGAUAUGUACACAAGGAGACGGAAAAAUUGUUUUUUAAAUUCAGGUAGGCACUAUAUUUAACAGUUUCUUUAUAUAUCGUACCCUUGAUUUUAUCUCUUUUUCAUUAAGAGGAAAUGCAACAGAUAACGGGUUUAAAACAGCGACAAAAACCCAGAUUAAUUCUCCAUGUCAGGUGUAUCAUGUACAGUAUGGGACCUUUUUAUAAUAAAUUUACACCGCAAAUGAUGUCAGCAAAUGCAGCCCUUGAACCCUAUAUAAACAACCUGCUAUAAAUUCUGCACCUACUACCCACUUAAAAACUACGUCUUGUCAACAAGGUGUGAUAAAAGCAGUUAAGACUUAAUUAUUAAAGAGGCUUAAACCAAGCCUGUCAACUAGGAUAACAAUGCUGUUAUUUAAUUCAUCUAGUUGCAAGAAAAGUUGCCAGUCAUAAUUUGUUUUCCCUUACAAAAAAUGUCUAUAGACCUGGCCUAUAGGCCAACCUAUAGACUCCUAUAGGAAACCAAAAUAGGUUUUUAUAGGCAAAUAGGCUGUAAUAGGCAAUUGGAACAUUUUCUGUAGGUGACCUAUAGGGAUGCCUAUAUAGAGCUCUAUAGGUGCCUAUAAAAGGCUUCUAUAGGGAAUUGGAACAUUUCCUAUAGGCCUAUAGACAUUUUUCGUAAGGACUAUUUAGGGUUAUAACAUGUCUGUGGAGUCUUCAGCUUGGAACAAGUUGCAAAAUUGGAGACAGGCACCUUGCAAAAAAAGUCUAUAUAUAUUAGGCCUGGCCUAUAGGUGCCAACCUAUAGGUUCCUAUAGGAAACCUAUAGGUUUUUAUAGGCAAUUGGAAUAUUUUCUAUAGGUGGCCUAUAGGGAUGCCUAUAUAAGCCUAUAGAGCCCUAUAGGUGCCUAAAGGUUUUUAUAGGGAAUUGGAACAUUCCCUAUAGGCCACCUAUAGACUUUUUUCAUAUAAUUGUUUUUAAGGGUAAUUGUUUUUGUUUGAACUUCCGAACAAAACACUGGUGCAUUUCAAAUUAAUGGUUUAACCCCUUGACAAGUAAAAUCAUCUGGCAUUAGACAGAGUAAAAUAAUAAAGUAGGGUGCAUCAGGAUGCAGUUCGGCUUAAUAGUUAAGUAGCAUCUUGUUGGAACAAACAUGAAGCAAGCAUGCUGUAUGUAUACUAUAAUACACCUGGAUCUGCCCUAACUGAUCAUUUCUGCUUCUAUUUUUUUCUAUCCAGGUUUAAGAUGCCAGUAACAACACGACGUCAAGCAGCCGCCUCUAAAAGCAAUGUAAUUAACAAAAAAGCAAACACAAAAACUAUGGAACCUGAUAGUGAUUCCUGGGAUAUCCCAGAGACAAAUUUAAAAUCAAGUAUCAUCAAAACAUAUUCCAAAAAAAACCCAUUCAGGACAUAUUGGACUUCACAGUCCAAGAAGUUAAAAACUAAUACCCAAGAUUCUCAUGGCGAGUUGUCAAAACCAGGUUGGGAUAAUUUAAUUAGUAUGUGCAUUUGGUUCGAUGUUUUUGUUUUGUUGUGAAUUACUGAAUAGCAAACUGAAGUCAUUCAGUUUAGAUUUUAUUUUAUUUUAUUUUAAAGCCGCAGAUAGUUCUGUUAAACCUCCAAGAACAAAACGAAGUCAAGGAAGGUACAAGGUGUUUGUUAUUUUGUAAAUUAAAGCACUAUCAAAUAAGCUACCAUUCUUACUUUCUCUUGUAAUUUCUUGAAGGUCCCUACCUAUUCCUUAACAGGGCUUAACCCUGACCCUACACCUUUGUUGAGUGUUUUUUUUUUACCUUCAACUCAUAUUUCUCCCUUCCCUUCACCUUGUUCUCCAUUCCUUCCAUUCACCUUACCUUUGUUGAAUGUUUCUUACCUUCUACUCUAUUCCCCCUUCCUACCUUCUCCACUAAUUCCCAUUUCCUUUCCUCCAGUGUUUUUGUACCUUCUACUCUAUUCUCUCCUUCCUACUUUCGUUUUUUACUUCUAUUUUAUUCUUUCCAUCUCUUAUUUCUCUCCUUGCACAUUUCCUUUCAUUUCUUCCAUUCACCCUGCCUCACUGUCUUUUUAACUUCUACCCAAUCCAUUCCCUUCUUCCUAUACAUUUUCCACUCAUUUAUUUUCCCUUCCAUUUCCCCUUCCUGCCAUCCUUUCUUCCCAUUCAUUCCCCAUCUUUGUUUUUCCCUGUCUCCUAACAAUCGACCUUUAUUUCUUCCUAGCUUUUUUCUUUCCCCUUAUGAGUGAAAUUUUGAUGUAGAUAUGCCUGGACAAAAAUUUCAUCACAGCUUGAAAGAGCAUCACAAAAUUAGUAAUAUUCCGAAGUUUCGUUGCGAAAUGUCGUAAAAUGCGGAUAAUAUAGCCUUGUGAAGUUUGCCGAUUUUCAAUCAUUUUGUAUUACAAAUGGGAAUUGAUAAUCAGUUUGAUCAUCUAUCUGUCAGAUUAUCAAUUUCCCGUUUGUAAUGCAAAAUGACUGAAAAACGGCAAACUUCGCAAGGCUAUAGCCUAUACUAUCCGUAUUUUACAACAUUUCGCAACGAAACUUCGGAAUAUUACUAAUUUUGUGAUGCUCUUUCAAGCUGUCCAGGCAUAUCUAGAUCAAAAUUUCACUUAUAAAGGGAAAGGUCUAUUCUUUCACCAGUUCUUUCACCUCUAAAUGCAUCCUUCCCCCCCCCCCCUUAUUUAUCUUUCUUUGCUUUGUUCGUCCUUUCCAUGUUUCCUCCCCUGAAACAUUUCAUCUUAAGUUUGUAUUUCCAGUUUAACUAAGACAACACCAGCCAGCAUUAGAAAAGCACCACCAACAGCAGCGAAAAAUUCCACCCAGACACCAAGCAUAAUAUCCACCACUUCUAUGACAAACGUAAGCACCUUAAGACGUACAAGGAAUCAGACAAGAUUGGCAGUUGAGUCAAUGACAGCAUGCACAAUGUUGGCAGCGAAACCUAGUGAUGGUAACCUCACAGUACAAGAUAUGUCGUUGUGUUCUAUGGUGCAAGUAGGGAUUGUAGAUCUAGAUGAUAAGAUGAUACGAAAUUCAACAGUUCUUGCAGAUUGUCAUAACAUGAAUCAAGAUUUUGUGCCAAAUGAUAUAUCAGCUAUUGAAGGUGAUGUUCCAAACCGUAUAAAAUGAUUAUAUGAAUCGAAAUGAAUUGAAACUUGGAGUCGAACUGAUCGCGUAACGACUCUAACCUGUGCUCCAACGAUCGGGCGCUCUAAUCUGAGUAAAGUACUCAAUUUAUGAGUAAAAGUACUCAAUUUAUGUUCUCAAAUGAACUAUAGUAUAACUGUUUAGACUUUCACGAGAAAUUCAACGAGAAAAUUGAGGUGGUAUCAGACAAUACGAUGUUGAUGUUUCCUUUGUGUUUUGCUUGCGAAUUGUUCAUGUUUUGAGAAAGUAUAUACAGUAUAGGAUAGUAUAGCGGUAUAGUACACAUUGACAUUGCGUUGUUGCUAUAAUUACUGUUGUAUCGUGUCGGAUUCUAGUCCGUUGGGAGUGUUGUAACUAAACAUAUUGGUGAAUCUCUUCAGGACAAAACGAACUUCAGGACACCGUAGUCAGUAACUACAGUGAACGAACGCCAGAAAGUCAGGUAAAUUUUUUAAGGAAUAUUAUUCUCGUUACUGUAAUUUGGGCCUUGUGUUGUAAUUAUAUUGACAUUGUAGCAUGGUGUAGGUAAAUAAUAUUCCAAAGGGCAAAGGUUCACUCUUCUGCACUUGACAUUACAUCUAGCCAAUCCAAACAGCAGCGAAGUCUGUCAAGAAAGUGAGGUUUGACGUUUCUGAGAAAACACCCAAGAACCAAACUAAUCAACCGAGCGCAAAGAGAAACAUAUUCAGAAAGGUUUGUCGUUUUUUGUCUUUUUUUUGUUAAAGACUGAUUGGUACAUAUACAGUACAGGGGAUUGAUUUGACAUAGUACUAUGAAUAUCUGAAAUAGUCUCUCUCUCUCUCUUUUUUUCUAUAUAGACACCAUUUAAGAAUGAAAAGCGCAAAUUAGAUACUGAUCGAAAAUGCCCAAAAACAAGUUCUCCAGAUCCAAAUAAAUACGUUUCAAUGCUCCAUGUAAUUAUCACACUUUUUGAUAUUUUUAUUAAGUGCUUUUAUAGCUGCACUAUUGCACAUGCCGUGUCGAGUUGGUCUUGCAACAUAAGUUUUUAUUAUUCCAGUGCGAAAUAUCCACUCUGCUCAUCGACGAUUACCCGAACAAAAAACGAUCUAGGAAUACAAGAAGUAACCAAAUGACACAAGAUACGGAGAAAUUGUUGGAUUUUGAGGUAAACUGCACUAACUAGACUCCGUACAUGGUCUAUUUCCGUUUCGGAACACCACUACUCACUAGUCCAUUGUAUCAUUAUUGCCCUAGAACAUAAAAUUUGUCAUUGCUUGCCGUUUGUCGUAUCGACUUAUAACCUUUCAGUGUUCCAUCUGGAAUUGGUGAAGUUAUUUCAAACCCAAAAAUAUGUGUCCUCUCAACACUGUCAACAGAUGAAGUGGAAAACAUUAUAAUGUACCCAGCGUAACUUUCCUUCUAACUUUCCAUCUAACUUUCCAUCUAACUUUCCACCUAACUUCCAUCUAACUUUCCAUCUAACUUUCCAUCUAACUUUCCAUCUAACUUUCCAUCUAACUUUCCAUCUAACUUUCCACCUAACUUCCAUCUAACUUUCCAUCUAACUUUCCACCUAACUUUCCAUCUAACUUUCCAUCUAACUUUCCAUCUAACUUUCCAUCUAACUUUCCAUCUAACUUUCCAUCUAACUUUCCAUCUAACUUUCCAUCUAACUUUCCAUCUAACUUUCCAUCUAACUUUCCAUCUAACUUUCCAUCUAACUUUCCAUGGUGCUUCUUCGGUGGCGUAGUAGCAAGCGCCUUUCACCUCUGAGUUCGUGGGUUCGAUUCUCGCUACGGACUCAUGUGAAAAGAGUCAGUCAACGCUCUGCCGAAAGUCGUGGGUUUUCUCCUGGUGCUCUGGUUUCCUACCACAGGGAAAGUUGACAGGCUGGUUAGGAUAAACACAGUCAGAAAGUAAUAUCACAAUUGUUGUAAAGAUAAAAUAAGUCCAGGCUAAGUAUAAGUAAUUAGGUAAGCGUAAUAUACUUGAUGUAAAGCACAUUUGAUCAUAUGCACAUGUAAAUUUGCGCUAUAGAAAUGUUAAUCGUCAUCGUAAUCUUUGAGGCAGUACUUGGCUUGCGAUAGUAAUUAUACUACACGGCAAAAAACGCUCAGGUUGAUGCAAUACUGAUGAAAACAGGAUUGGACAAUGUUUUGCUGCCCACAUUGUUCAAAGCUGUCAACAACAUUGAACAAUAUUGUUACACCCGAUUCAUGCUCAACAGUAUUGUUCAAUAUUGUUGACAAGUGUGAACAACGUGGGCAGCAAAACAUUGUUCAGUCCUGUUGAGCAACGGUCUCGGCGUUUUUUGCCGUGUAGUAUUUUAAUAUACGAAAAUUCUUGAGAUCUGGGAUUGUGAAUCCUCAACUGAACUGUAUGACUUUAUGUGUCGUUCGUUGAUUAAUACUUGCUUCCUUUUUUAAGCCUCUUCCUUUACAGUGCAGUGAAAAUGUUGGAGAGAAUCCAAGAGAUAUCACUCCUGAAACGUGUAAUUCAGUGAAGGUAUAGGUCAGAUUAUAACUAUAUGGUCACAUCAAUCAUAUAUUAAAACGUUUUAUAUAAAUGCAACUAAUAUAAAUACGAGAUGAACAUCAGGAAACUGCACUGAUGAUGAAACCAAUACAAUAUUAAAUAUUUCGAUUUGACAUACUUCUAAAGGGUAAAUUAUUUCUUUGCUAAGCGCUGAACAACUGGCCCAGGUUUUUAAAGUGCGACUAACCACUAAUAUGAUUUUUGGUACUGUAUGUGUAAUGUGAUUUUUGGUAUGAUUUUUGGUAUGUGUAAUGUCAAAGUUUCCGGAUAUGAUGUCAAUAGGUAAACUACAAAUUAGUUUUCCUUUGUUUUUUGUACCAAAAAUUCACCUAAUGACAUCAUAUCUGGAACUUUGACAGUAUAUAAAUAUAUAUUACAUUUCUUCUUACACAUACCAAAAUUUAUAUUUGGGGUUAGUCACACUUUAAUCAUCUGAACUUGACAGCUCAGGUUUUGCUGAGGAAUAAUCAAUAAUGAUGAGAUUGUUCAAUGUCUUUGUAUUUCAGGCGCAAACUAACAGUGCCAAAAGAAGGCGUAGACUUUGCUACCAUCCUGAGGAGGAAGAGAUUCAAGCCUGCGUUCUCCUGGAUCAUUCUGCCAGCAAAACUAAAAAGAAAAGCAGGUUUUGGGUUGGGAAAAAUCUACAUUUUGUUUCUAUUAAAGAAUUGCAAUCAUUUCCAGAUGACAUUCUAUUAUAAAUUUGUUUGAUAUAAAAACGUUUAAACUAUAACAAAUAAAUAUAUAUAAAAUAAUUAUAUGAUCGUAUUCGAUCUCAUUUGAAUAUUCCGAACUAUUUAUAAAUUUCGAAACUAUUUAUAAACUAUUUAUACAUUUUUUCUCAGCAAGUUAUAUAGAACUAAAUUAAGAAAUUGUAAACAAAAAUGUAAAGAUAUAUUUAUUGCAAAAAUAUUGUAAAGUUUACUAUCAAUAUAUUUAAACUGUGAUUUAAAGUGCCGCCAACCAGUCCUAAAUCUGAUUUUUAGUAUCUAUAUUUAGUGGUUGGAUUAUUCUAAGAAGAAAUGUAAUAUCUUUUUACAGUAAAAAGCAC